GAUCUUCAAUUACUAGAGAAUUUCGUUGAAAAUAUUGUCGGCCUACGGGGCAAUUGGUCAUCGCCUGGUGGUAAAGCUAAGAGGUUUACCAGCGUAAAUUUCAAUCUGAUCGCGACGUGGUACUCGGGCACACAGAAUUCGCUAUUAUUCCAAGGAAAGGAUGGUGAUCUGCUCAAUAAUUAUUUGGUGAGUGUCUUAGAUAUAACUUGUAUUGGCCAAACAACCACGGAUACGGACAUUGAUUUUAUGACCAACAUAGCGGAUUCG
Molecule: messenger RNA, 267 nt
Organism: Paramuricea clavata
Lineage: Eukaryota; Metazoa; Cnidaria; Anthozoa; Malacalcyonacea; Plexauridae
Source: the annotation of a GenBank genome assembly